AUGUUCGACUGUAUUCGUUCAACUUGUAAUUUUUACGCCUGUUUUUCGGUAACUUGGAUACCGGAAUUGCCGGCGAUGGAAAUUUACAUCAUUUUUAGCAGAAAUUAUUUAAUUCUACGGCCGAUGCGCGAAAUAUCCUCUGAAUUGAUCCAGCAACUGUUGAAUAAGUCACCGGUGUUUCAAUCUUGCUGAAAAUCUGCGAAAGAUGUCCUCAGAAGAUACAUUAAUUUACAGCGACAUCAAAACCAAGUUAAUCCAUCAAAUUAAAAAAAUCCGAGUCGACGCUCUGAACGAAUUAGAGAACCGUUUUACGCCAGAUAUCUCUAAACUUCACUCUACAGAAUCCGAAAGUUAUCUCAAUUUGCUAAUAAAUGUAUUCAAAGACGAGGCUGAAGUCUGCCGAGAAAAGUCUAUAAAUCUAGUCACCUUAUAUAUCAGCAAACAAGCUAUAAUCGACGAUGAAACAGCCACCUCUAUUUUACUAAUAGUACAUGACAGACUCGGUAAAGAACCGGUUGAAGAGACAUCUGAAGAAAUUCGCUGUCUGCUUUCAAAGCUGCUAAUUUUGCUCAUUUCGAAGAAUGAUAACUUCAGUAGUACUUGUUUGAAGAAUAUAAUAGAGGUGUUAAAUAAUGGUCUGAAUGAUUCGUAUUCCGAAGUGAAGAAAACAGCGUUCGAGUUGGCUGAAAUAGUCGCUAGAAAGUUCCCAAAUUGGUUUCCAGAGUACUCGGAGAACGUUUGUAAGAAUUUGUUGAAAUGUGUGAAGCAUAAACAUUUUCGAGUUCGUGCUGCUGCUGUCAACUGUCUGCAGGUAAUUGUACAAUAUUCGGAUAAAGAGACGAUCCGUCUGGUUUGCAGUUCAUUGGGAGAGUGUUCGUUGGAUUCGAAUGUUCAAGUUCGAACAGCUAUUCUGAGAGCUGCUUCGUUUUGGUUACAAGAGCUUCCUGGCAAAUAUUCUUACGCUUGUUAUAUAUUACCUUUGAUCUUAACGUGUCUUCUAGAUGAAUCAGAAGAAUGUCGUAAAGAAGCUAACGAUUUAUGGGGUAAAAUUGGUCUGAUGUAUGUGAAAGAUAACGAAGAAAAAUUCAAAGAAAAAAUACAGUAUUUACCAGAAGAGAUAUCUCAAUUUGAAUCGGAUUACGGUGUCACUGUGCAGAAUUACGGUUGCCAUGCUUUAGUUUGUGAUCAAAUAGCUCGAAUUCUUCCGGCCAUCAUCACCGAACUUGAUGACUGGAAAACCGAAGUUAAAAUUAAGUCAUCGGCGUUGUUGAAGAUUGCCAUAAUUCAUAUUCGUUCCUCUGUUAUUCCGUUUCUCGACACAUUGAUUCCUGCCCUUUUGAAAAAAUCUACAGAUGAAGAAGUAGAGGUUUCUAAAAACAUUAUUGAAACAGCCGAAUGUAUCGGUAAAGUCGUCUCUGCUAAAAUUUACUGGAAACUGAUGGACAUACAUUUGAAGAAUGGCUGCACGUUGAAUCAUUUAAUCAUCCUGUCUUCUCUGUUGAAAUUCAGCAAAGAUCACGAAAUCGGUGAAAUUAUCGAAGAAAUCGCUUCGAUUUUUGUUCAGCAGCAAAUAUUUGAGAUUCAGGAAAGCUCAGUUCAACAACGUGUAUUGGAAAUAUUUUCGAAACUGCUGGAUUGCUGCGGUGAUAUGAAACUGAAUACCGAAAUUUCGUACAAUAUUCACUUGAUUUUAUUAACAACGAUGUCCGAAGCAGAAGAAGAUGCUCAGUUGAAACCUUUAGAAUUAAUUCGUAUACUUGCCGAAGCGAGCGAAUUCCAAUCGUUUCAUGAAUUGAAUCGGUACAGUUUGAUGAAAUUAUACGAUCAGUUUCUGGAAUCGUGUCCUUUAUGGCAAUCUCACUCUACUGAUUUUAAAUUAUUCGCGGUUACGUUGAGUCGAUUUAAUGACGACGUUUUUGAAAUUGUACCGGAGAAAUUGGUUCAAAUUCUUGAGAUAAUACUGCAGCCUUCGUUCGAUAAAGAAGUCAGCUUUAAAGUGCUUUUAAAUAUUGGCAAGUUGAUUGAAAACGGAACUCUGAAUAUGAACAAGAGUAUAAAUUUAAUCGAGAAAUUUCUCUUAGGUUCGAUAAAACCUCUUUUAGUAUGGAGAAGUGGUAAAAUCAUCGAAGUGAUCAGAAACGCUGCGUUGACCAUUUUCAAUUUAUACUUGGAUCGUGUCGUUGUUGCAAAUUUAUCUGUAAUUUACGAGUUUAUUCCGUUAUUGAUUGGUUUAUCCGAAGACAGCUACGAAGAAACUAGAAUCGUCGCUUUAUAUAGCUUUGUUUCGACUAGUCGACAUUUACAGCCGGAGCCAUCCAGUCUAAAUUUCUUUAUGAAAAUUCUAACAGCGGCCAUUCAGAGAUUGGAAGAUACCUGUAAUCGAGUCAGAAUAACGGCGAGUGAAAAAAUCGCCGAAAUGAUGGCUUAUGCUCCGGUCGUCGAGAAUAUUAGUAAUAUCGCUGGCGAUGUUUCGACGAGUUUGAAAGUGUUUGAGUUAUUGUUUAUUAUGUCGUGCGAUGGGAAUGCUCAAAUACGGAGCAAAGUUCGAGACGUAUUAAAACAACCGUCAAUGUGGAAUUUCCUGAAACAAUUGUAUCCUCGAGAAAGCCUGAAUAAGUUAAUUAGUAAAUGUCACGAUGAAGAAUUAGCUUCUAUUUUGAAAUCGUCUCUAAUCAUAUGAACACGAACAUUGAACAUAAACCGAUGGAAGUUUUUCUACCAGAGACGUAACGUAAUCGUUCAUCGCAAGUAUGAUCAAACUUUGAGCAAGUUUUUACAAUACUGAAAAAAUUGAAAUACCUAUCGGUAAACGAGGUUAUUGAAUGUUGGAUAAAAAGAAAAACAAACUCGUCAUCGUGGCUCAUGAGCCGGUAUUUAUAAUAUUCAAUUACAAACUCUCAUAACGCUGCUGUGAGAAGUUGUCGACGUUGUUCUGCACAGUAAUGUCUGUUAUGGAAGAAGAAAUUGCAGUAAUUAUUGUAUUACGUACACAUUGUCGUAUGUAAUUUGUACGUUGUACGUUCUCCUCUUGCACCGGCGGUGACGCGGUAACCCUGCCAUAUGAGACACUAAGACUAAGUCUAAGUUUCCGACAAGCGCCAAUUAAAGCAAUAAAAAUAUAUUUUAAUGAUUUGUUU
Molecule: messenger RNA, 3137 nt
Organism: Planococcus citri (citrus mealybug)
Lineage: Eukaryota; Metazoa; Arthropoda; Insecta; Hemiptera; Pseudococcidae
Gene: Dnaaf5
Product: Dynein axonemal assembly factor 5
Exons: 14
Coding region: 206-2680 (824 amino acids)
Biological process (GO): outer dynein arm assembly; inner dynein arm assembly; cilium movement
Cellular component (GO): cytoplasm
Molecular function (GO): dynein intermediate chain binding
Source: RefSeq, a predicted model, not a curated record